AUGCUUGAUAACUAUCUACCAAGUUUUGGGUUUGGCUUGGGGUUUCAUGCCGCACUAGGAGGAAGCUGGGUAGAGCGUUAUAGACUGGGCAUCGGACCAUGGAUAAGGGUGGAUGAGACGACUUUAGAAACAUUCAAAUUGGAUAAGUUCCUCUUGCACCGACGUAUUGGCAGCCGAAUGAAGGGACUGGGAAGCAGCAAAGAAGUGCCGAUGACGGAUGUGAUCACACGGCACGUUAAACAAGUGGCAGACUUCAACAAGGCUCUGGAAAAACGAAAGCUUUGGAGGGAAAGAGAGAAAGAAUUGAAGGCGAAGCACAGUGACACAUGGGGUAUCUUGCAGUCUGAAGAUAGGCGACCAGGCCGUAGCGAACGGUCUGUGGUUGUCUCCAGCAGCGCGAAGAGAGUGCUAGAUUCUUUAGAUGCUGGGGAUGUUGACAAGGAAGUGGUGGAGCGUGUCAAGGAGAAAGUUGCAAGGAAGUUUGGUUCCUUCGACGCCCAUGCGGCCAUGAGGCAGAAGAUUGCGAAGGAGAAAGAAGAACGCCAGUUACAGCUGCAGAACGUCGCGUCAGACGCGUGGGUGCCUGAUCGUUUCUACACAGAAGAGUUGAAACAGCAAACGCCGUGGCUGAAUCCCCUCGAGUUCCUUAGCGAGCUUCAGCCCACGGCGAAAGAAGGGAGCCUGACACCAGUGGCUUCUGAUAGCGAUAGUGAGUCACCUAAGAAGCGGAAGAAGCUGAAGAAGAAGAAAGAUCGAAAGAAGCACAAAAAGCACAAGAAGCGCAAAAAGGAAUGA
Molecule: messenger RNA, 795 nt
Organism: Cyclospora cayetanensis
Lineage: Eukaryota; Apicomplexa; Conoidasida; Eucoccidiorida; Eimeriidae
Product: protein FAM133B
Exons: 6
Coding region: 1-795 (264 amino acids)
Source: RefSeq, a predicted model, not a curated record